Messenger RNA from Xenopus tropicalis (tropical clawed frog), 2746 nucleotides. It is a transcript of the gene cldn1, whose product is annotated as claudin 1. Gene Ontology annotation, molecular function: structural molecule activity. Gene Ontology annotation, biological process: symbiont entry into host cell. The record is from RefSeq and is marked provisional. NCBI's taxonomy places the organism in Eukaryota, Metazoa, Chordata, Amphibia, Anura, Pipidae. Gene Ontology annotation, cellular component: membrane; plasma membrane; bicellular tight junction.
CACUGAUGAACUCUUCCUUCUCCACUUUUUUCUGACUUGAGAAAUUUUCAGUCUACAUUUACUUAAAGGUCCUCCUUAGACUACAGAAGAGCGGACAAGCUCCUGCUUCAGAGGGUGGCCAAGUGGUAACUUAUUUUAUCCACUCAAAAGGAUGGCCAACGCAGGCUUGCAACUUUUAGGAUUCGCCUUAGCUUGUCUGGGCUGGAUUGGGUUUAUAGUAUGUAUUGCAAUCCCUCAAUGGAAAAUGUCAUCGUUUGCUGGGGAUGCCAUUAUCACAGCACAGAUCACCUAUGAAGGACUCUGGAUGUCUUGUGUAAUGCAGAGCACAGGGCAGAUGCAGUGCAAAACCUAUGACUCGCUGCUGAAGCUGGACAGCACUAUGCAGGCUACCCGAGCACUGAUGAUCUGCGGGAUUCUUGUUGGUUUCUUUGCCAUGUGUAUUGCAGCAGUAGGGAUGAAAUGCUUGACAUGUCUUCAGGAUGAUGAAGUGAAGAAGGCAAAGGUUGGAGUAGUGGGAGGAGCACUCUUCAUUGUUGCAGGUCUCUGUGUUUUAAUAGCCACAGCCUGGUAUGGAAAUAAAAUUGCAAAGGAUUUUUACAACGUGUUCACACCAACCAAUUCUAAAUAUGAGUUUGGCCCUGCCUUGUUUAUUGGAUGGGCCGGUGCUGCACUGGCAAUCCUUGGAGGUGCCUUGCUCUGCUGCUCUUGUCCCAGAAGAGAGACUUCCUACCCACCACCAAGAGGCUACAACAAAAGUGCACCACCUGCUGGAAAAGAUUAUGUGUAACAGAGGAACGGAAAUACUGAAUAGAAUUACUGCCAUGGAGACAUUAGAACAUUAUUCUCCACAUUCUCAUUAUUCUUAAAGGCAUUGCAUUGCCUUCAGUUUCAGCAACAAAAUACACUUGCAUCCUUCUUUUCAGUAACAGAACAAGGCUGUCUUGUCAUUUAGCAACCCAGUACACCAGUGACAGUGAUAAGUUAAUGCAGGAAGAUAUUAAAAUCUUGAAAGUCAACAAUAUGAAUGAAAAAACAGAAGGUUAUACAGAUGUCAGCAUUAAUCUAAGUCAUAUUUUUGUCUGUGCAAAACCUGCACCCUAAUCCAAUACAGCAUGUCUAAUUAUAAUUAAAUAGACUAAAAUCAAAUAGCAUGCAAAACAGCAGCCCAGGCCUCUGAAUAGAGGGCCCCACAAUAAAUACAAAUUAGAAUUGAGCAACAGAUCUACAGUAAUGGUAGCAGCCUGUGCAGUUCAGCACAAGCCAUUAAAGAGAACAAUCCAUACGGGUUGUAAAAUCCAAUACCAACAAAGCACCCUAUAAAGCUUUUUAUUGUGUUUAAUAAAAUGUUAGUCAAUCUGGCACUUAUAAGGUUUGCCCGCACUAAGCACAACAACAACAGUUAUAUAUCUCCUAUUCUACCCGUAAUGCUUCAUAUAAGGAGAAAUUCCUUAUCUCUAGUACUUUGGUGACAUGACAAAAUAUCUUCCAUGAGCUAAAUGUAUAAAUGUGCUAAAGUUGUAUUACCUGAUCUACUAUCACUGUCAUGCACAACUCUGUGUUCCAAGUUUUAUCCCAACAAAAAUGUAGAUGUCAGCAUUCACACUUGUCAAAAAUCUAAGGCAUCCCCAUACUUUCUAUGAUAAAAAUUGACUGUUUAAGAAGGCAAACUGUUAUAUUGAUGUGUUUCAGAAAGAAAAUUUGUAAUCAUGUGCCAAUAAAUACAAUUGCAGAACUCAUAGUUUACUAUUUACAGUACAGGCACUAUUCUGUGCAUCUAUUAGAGGAAAACAUUUUUUGUGGCUUUUUUAUAAAAUAUCAAAAUGUAAGCUGUAGAUGAAAAUAUAAGAUAUGUCCCUACAGAAUCAAUAAUAUGUCAAUUUAAUAGUAGGGAUUUUUACUAGCAACUGUUACUAGCCUGUUACCUGUUACUAGCACCUGGUGAGGGCCUCUUCUGGGACCAAAUAUUUGGCCAGAGCUCACAGAAAAUUUAUAAACAUAUGUAAACAUAUCAGUCAUUAAGCCAUAGCUCCAAGAAUAUAUAGGACUGCAGUGUUCAGCACCUGAUCUUACUGUAACUGGCCUUCAAGGUGGGCUUCCAAAAGUAUCUAAUGGAGAAAAGAGACAAUCUUCCCAGCUUCUAGACUCUCUCUGGGCUCCCCUCAAAAACAUUUUUGGUAAACAUUCCCCAUUCAGUUGUGUUAAGUCAUGCCAAAACCACUUCUCCUAUUGUGCUGAAACCCUGCAUCCAGCACUGUGGGCUAACUUUAUUUCAGUGAGUAAAAUAUUUAGGCCAGCCCAUGGCCAACUGAAUCCUGUACAAUAAUUUUGUCAAUAUUAUCCAGAUAUAAAAAAGAUAGCACCUAUCUCUCUCUUUGUUACACUAUGGAAUUCUAUAGCCCAUUCAUGUCCCUUUAAAGAUUUACAUGAUUGAAGUCAUUAUUUCAUCCUUACUGUAUAUUAUAUCUUCAUUUAUAACUAGCAGCAACAAUCAUAGUUCUUUAGCCCUUUCUUUUGGUACAAUAUAAAUUGUUAGAAUUUGUUAUAUUUUGUGUUAUUUCUGUAUUCUAAUUUUUUUUUUGUAUGUGACUGUUAUUUUCAAUACGCAAUAGUAAUGAAUUCUGUUUCAAGGCAGAACUGAAUCCAAGCAUGGGGUACAAUGUACAGACAUGGUUUCAGGCCAUUUUUAGUCAGUUUUAAUGGAUUACUUUCCUUAUGUGAUUUUUUUUAAUAAAUAAGACUUUUACAA